Messenger RNA from Lactuca virosa, 567 nucleotides. NCBI's taxonomy places the organism in Eukaryota, Viridiplantae, Streptophyta, Magnoliopsida, Asterales, Asteraceae. The record is from the annotation of a GenBank genome assembly.
AUGCCGAUUCCCUCCAGACAAGGCGAUUUCAGCUUCCAAAUGCUUAAACAUCCAAACCCCAGAUCGAGCAGACUCUGUGAUAGCAUUUUUCAAGAAUCAAGGCUUCACAGAAACCCAAAUAUCUCAUUUAGACUUUCAGAUUCUGAUAUUGUCAAGAUACUAAUUGCAAGACCCAAAUCCCUUCGUAAAAGCUUGAAGAAUAGUAUAGAACCUACCUUUAACUUACUUAGAGAUUUACUCCAAUCCAAUGAAAAAACUCUUCUUGCAAUCAGGAGGUGUGCGUGGGUCUUGGAUUUGGAUUCCCAAGCAAAUGUGAUUCCAAAUAUGCAGUUAUUGCGUGAUGUUGGUGUGCCUGGAUCAAAGAUGCUUUAUGUAUUAACUUACCACCCUAGAGAUAUUUCAGGUACUAAAGAACAGUUCAAAAAGGUCGUGGAAGAAGUUGUGGAAAUGGGCGUUGAUCCUUUGAAAACAAAUUUCAUGUCAGCUGUUCACGCACUUAGGUCAAUAAGCAAGUCCACUUGGGAGAAGAAGAUGGAGAAUUUUCUUCUACCUGUUGAUGAUCGAUGA